AAAAUAAUAGAGUAAUAUUACCAGCUUCUUAUAAUGGCGGCUAAAUCGGACGGGGUCCUGAAGAUGAAGAAGAGUGACGUGGCCUUCACUCCCCUGCAGAACUCGGAGCACUCCGGCUCGGUGCAGGGACUCCACCCGGGCGGCCAGCCCGACUCUGCGGGCACCGGGGACGGGGACUUCGCCAACGGGGAGUCGCGGUGCUGCGGUGGAGGAGGCACCAACUCGACGUGCCUUCGCCUGGGCAGGGAGCAGCAGAAAUACACGGUGUGGGACUGCCUUUGGAUCGUAGCCGCAGUAGCCGUGUAUCUGGCCGAUGUGGGCACCGACGUGUGGCUAUCGGUCGACUACUACCUCCGCCGCGAUUACUGGUGGUUCGGCCUGACGCUCUUCUUCGUGGUGCUGGGCUCCUUCUCGGUCCAGCUCUUCAGCUUCAGAUGGUUCGUCCACGACUUCGGCACCGAGGACGGCGCAGAAUCCGCCGCCGAUUGCUCCCACAUGGACGGGAAUAAGCUCCUGAGCGGCUCGGCCUCGCACGGCGACGUUACCGCUCACCACCACCCGGCCACGCCGCAGAGACAGGCGUCGACCGCCAGCAAGAACACCACGACCAACAGCACGGCGAGCACCGCGGUGGGCAGCAGGAACAGGAAACGGUCGGCCUACUACUCCUUCUGCGUCUGGUUCGGCCAGUCCAUCAUCCACAUCCUCCAGCUGGGCCAGAUAUGGAGGUAUUUCCACACCAUCUACCUGGGCAUUCGGAGCCGCCAGAGUGCUGAGACGGAGCGCUGGCGUUACUACUGGAGGAUGGUCUACGAGUUCGCAGACGUGAGCAUGCUGCAUCUACUGGCCACCUUUCUGGAGAGCGCUCCACAACUUGUGCUGCAGCUGUGCAUCAUCAUACAGACACACAAGCUGCAGGCUAACCAAGGUAUGACAGCUGCAGCCUCCCUCGUCUCUCUGGCCUGGGCCCUGGCCUCCUACCAGAAGGCCCUGCGAGAGUCCCGGGACGACAAGAAGCCGAUCAGCUACCUGGCCGUCAUCAUCCAGUUCUGCUGGCACUUCUUCACCAUCGCAGCGCGGGUCAUCACCUUUGCCCUGUUCGCCUCUGUGUUCCAGCUCUAUUUUGGCAUCUUUAUUGUGCUGCACUGGUGCAUCAUGACCUUCUGGAUCGUCCACUGUGAGACUGACUUCUGCAUCAGCAAGUGGGAGGAGAUUGUGUUUGACAUGGUGGUGGGCAUCAUCUACAUCUUUUCCUGGUUUAAUGUCAAGGAGGGAAGGACAAGGUGUCGAUUGUUCAUCUACUACCUGGUAAUCUUGGUGGAGAACGCUGCUCUCAGUGCGUUGUGGUAUCUGUACCGGUCGCCUCACACCACCGACGCCUUCGCAGUGCCGGCACUCUGCGUCAUCUUCAGCAGUUUCCUCACUGGAGUGGUUUUCAUGCUCAUGUACUAUGCCUUUUUCCAUCCCAACGGGCCGCGCUUUGGACGUUCGCUGAGCGGCCAGGGCCUUGACCUGGACCCCACUGCUCAGUUCUCCACACUACCGUCGGAAGGUGCCACCAACUCAUUGCGCUCCAACAGAGGCGCCACCACAACUCUGGAGCGUGACAUGGGGAAGUAUUCUGAGCGGGAUGGCUGCAUGCCAGUGUUUCAGGUACGACCCACGGUGCCGUCCACUCCUUCAUCUCGCGCUCCGCGCCUCGAGGAAACCGUCAUCAAGAUAGACCUUUGCAGGAACCGCUACCCAGCCUGGGAGCGUCACGUCCUGGACCGCAGUAUUCGCAAGGCAAUCCUGGCCAUAGACUGCUCCCUGACUCCUCCACGGCUGCAGUACAAAGAUGACGCUCUGGUGCAGGAAAGGUUGGAAUAUGAGACCACUUUAUAA
This is a messenger RNA of Seriola dumerili (greater amberjack), 1884 nucleotides long. It is a transcript of the gene xkr4, whose product is annotated as XK related 4. Lineage: Eukaryota; Metazoa; Chordata; Actinopteri; Carangiformes; Carangidae. The coding region runs from base 34 to 1884 and encodes 616 amino acids. Gene Ontology annotation, cellular component: plasma membrane. The record is from RefSeq and is a predicted model, not a curated record. Gene Ontology annotation, biological process: apoptotic process involved in development; phosphatidylserine exposure on apoptotic cell surface; engulfment of apoptotic cell. The transcript is spliced from 4 exons.